AUGUCGGUUUUCUCGUCAGCCCUAACGACCAUCGACGAGGCGUCAGAGGAGGAAGAAAAAGCAGAAGAGUGGAGGGACGAUGAUGAAGAGGAGAAAGCCGAUGGUGAUGAGUUGGAGAACGAGGAACGAGAGCCGGAGAGGGAGGAUUACAAAAAGGUCUUGGUACAGGGACAGAACAGGGAGAGGCAAGAGGAGGAGGAGGAGCAAGAACAGAAUGAGGCGGACAAAGCAGAUUAUGCGGUGGAGAAGGAAGAUGGUGAUGAUAAUGAUGAGAGAAAGAACAGGGAGCAGCAUCAGGAUAAGGCAGAUAACAAAGAAAAUGAAGAGGAAUUAGUAAAGGGGAACCAUGGACAGGAGAAGGAGAAGCAAAAGGAGGCGCAAAAGGAGAAAGAAGCCAAAAAAGAACAUGAUAAUCAUGAAAAAUUGGGGGCUGAGCUGAAGCAGCCGAAAUUGACGGCUACGCUGACCAUUUAUGGGAUCAAAGGCGAUCUAAACGCGUGGGGCGGCGUUUACGACGUUUAUGGAGAAGGUUUGUGA
This is a messenger RNA of Dibothriocephalus latus, 537 nucleotides long. The record is from the annotation of a GenBank genome assembly. Lineage: Eukaryota; Metazoa; Platyhelminthes; Cestoda; Diphyllobothriidea; Diphyllobothriidae.